GUGAUUGUGCAUUCAUUAGUUCUUUAGACUCAAACGUCUUAAACUACAAACAAUUGCUGAAUUUGUGACUUUAAAAAACUUUCAACCAGAUUUGUUUGAUUCUGAAAUAAAAACAUGGAUUCUAUUGUACCAGAUCUUGACUGCAAGCUACGUAAAAGCGGAAACACUAUUACUUGUAAUACGCAGAAUAAUAUGAUAUCUAAGAAUGGUAUGAUUAGUGCAGCGCGAAGAAAAUCGACAAAUUUUCAACCGCAAAUUCAGCUUGGAUUUAAAUCAAAUGGUGACGAAUCAAUCCAUUGCGCAUCAACUACUGGACGCUGUAGCCCGCAUCCUAAUGACAUAUUUCAAUCGCAGACUGGAAAACUAACUAUAUCCUCUUUGGAAAAAAAUGACGAUAUAGCUGUUGGACGUCUGCCACCACCAUCACCUGCUCCAAAUAACGACUGUUUUGCAUCUUGCGCAAGUCCUACGCAUGUAUCUAUUAAAUCAGAUACUCUAUCUAUAUCUCAUAAGCUCAGUGUUGGGGUAUCUAUAUCCGGUACAUAUUCACAUCAGAGAUGUUCGUCACCAAACUCAAAGUAUAGAUUGGAUCGGUAUCGUGAGAUCCAAUCAGUGCCGAAAACAAGAGAAGCAGUAAAUCAUUCCUCCCCAUUGCCAUCCAGUUCAUCUUCAACUCGUUUACUUCUGCCGGUUAACACAACGUUGCCGUUAGUUCAAUGUGAAACCCUUAAUGGUUACUUGGGAUCUACUGUACACACGCCAGUCAAACGAUAUAUACCAACCCCACCACCUGCAAACGACAUUUUCUCAGAUUUGCAGUUAACCUCAUCCACAGCAACAGUUUUGCCAAUCGCAACAUCAAGCCAAUCUCAAUAUGCAAACAUACCAUACAGCUACAGAAAUAAAUGUUGUCAUACAGAAAAUAUCGAAACAGUGCAAAAUAGUUUAUUAAACUCAGGACAAACAUUCAACAUGACCGCAUCUUGUUCGUCAUCAUGCAACUCUCCCUUACCAACAACAACUUCAGCAAUGUCUGUAGCUUUCCCUACACCUACCGAAUGUUCUCCAAACACAACAACCUCGGGCAUGCGAAAUAAGACACGAUCUACAUUACCAAAUUCUGAGAUCACGCGCUUGUCAACUAGUUUUUCAGAUGAGGCAGAGCCUGUAAUAGUCAUAUCUCCUAGUAUGACCGCAAAUAAGCCUGAAGUCAUUACCAGUACUGGUACAUGUAUUCACUGCAACACAGCACGCAGAACUACUGGCGUACACCAGACAACACAAACAACUGGCCCCAUUAGUCCAGUACCGCUUCCCUUAACAAUACCAUUGACAAUCCCUCUCGCAUCUAGUGAACAUGCAAACAUAGAACAGGUGUCAAAUGUUACCCUAUCGCUCUCACAGGCAUCAAUGGAAUCAAAUGUCUUAACCGCUCAAUUAAAGAUUAAUGAUAACUGCAACACUGAGCUGCAACGUGAAUCAAAUCACAAUCAAAUAUUCCCUCAUGGAACGGGGUCGUCAGUUACGCAAAUGAUUAAUACUCCACGCAUACAGCAAUCACAGAUGAACACAGUCCAUAACUUGCACUCUCAGCCGCAACAGCAGACACCACAAAUUUUACAACAACAACAUUAUUCGUAUAAAAAGCGCUUAAGUAAGUAUAUGAAGCGCGAAGUAUCAAGUUUCUUUGGUGUGGAACUCAGCACUGAGAAUGAAGAUUUUUCUCUUUGGUAUGGUCGGCACAGACGGUUGGCCAUUCGACGUUUUGGAUUAUUACACUCUAACUGUCAGGCACCAAAUGGAAGCAAUGGUAAUUCUCAUUCUACCAUUAACCACCGCACUACGCACGAGCUAAGUCAAAAUUGUAGUCACGUCAACUACUGUUACGCACCAGAUCGUCCUGAUAUUUUACCUGCCCAUAAUGUGGACAUAUCUGCACAAUGUCGUAAAUUUUAUUCUAACAGUGACUUUCAUACUGAUGAGUUUGUGGAGCGUAAGCCAUCGGUGGCAAACAUGUUAAUAUCAACAUUAGCUUACAUAAUUCAUCUUUUUAACAAGAGACAAUCCCGUCAUUGUAAUAACUUAGCUCAUCAACGUUAUUGGCAAUGGUCCCGAAGUUUUGCACCACUACAUGUUCAGAAAAAUAGCCCAGAAAUAGAUUCUGGUAACAGUCAAGUCGAUAUUGAUACAGAAUUUACCCUCGAUUUGUCAGAUAGCUUAAUAGCACUUAUUGAUGAUGAAGUUUUUUUUGACAACCCUUGUGAAACUAAUACAUCUUCUAUUGAUAAUGGUAUAGAAAUUGUACGGCAAUUAAAUAAGCAGCCGCUUUCUACAGCCAUGACAUCUGGAACAACCACUAGUGCUGGUGUAUACAUGGGGGAGCGACAACAAAAUGGAUGGCGCACAUCGGCCUUAAGCAGUAAAGAGAACGGCAACAGUGACAUUAAUAUAACCAAUGAUCAGAAAAUACAUCAAGCAAAUACAAAUCAAAUACAUCAAGGCAGUUCCAUGCCUGGUCAAAUUCAUACAGCAACACGAUCAUCUAACUUAAGCUCUUCAAUUGCAAAUCGUGGCACUCGAAUUACAGCCCAAGUUCUUGACGGUGUUUUAGAAAAUUCUCGACGACCCCCAAACAAGUGUAUAAAAUAUUUCUCAGUUAACGACUUGGACGAUCGCACAGAUUAUAGGCCAUAUUUUACAUAUUGGAUAAACACCGUGCAUGUAAUAGUUCUUUGUCUUUCAAUAAUGUGUUACGGCAUUGCGCCAAUUGGAUUUGGAUCUGAACAAAAGACUGGUCAAGUUCUAGUAACGAGCCUAAGUUUGCAAACAGUGCAACAUGUAGUGCAACGAAAUUUUUGGAUUGGUCCUCGCCACAAUGAUUUAGUUCAUAUGGGUGCUAAGUUUGCUGCUUGUAUGCGACGUGAUAUGAAGAUUACAGACGUAGUAACUAAAACUAGACGUCAGGAACGUGAAACGGCAUGCUGUAUUCGCAAUGAUGACUCUGGCUGCGUUCAAAGCUCUCAAGCGGAUUGCUCAAUCAGAGGUCUUUACCCUACAAAAUCCAUAUCGACUUGGAAGAAGUGGUCACCAGUAGAAUCCGGUCCUGGAGGGCGCAUUUCAGGAUCCGUAUGCGGUCUGGAUCCAAAAUUUUGUGAUGCUCCCGCUUCGAUAGCACCUUAUGAAUGGCCAGAUGACAUAACAAAAUGGCCGAUCUGCCGGAAAACCAAUUCCUUUUCACAAAGAUAUCGAUACAAAGACCACACUUCAGAGCACAUGGUUUGCGAAGUAAUAGGUCAUCCAUGUUGUACUGGCCUUUACGGUGAAUGCCGUAUAACAACCCGAGAAUAUUGUGAGUUUGUAAAUGGAUAUUUUCACGAGGAAGCGUCGCUCUGUUCACAGAUAUCUUGUCUAAACAACGUUUGUGGAAUGUUUCCAUUCAUUUCCGUAGAAAUUCCGGAUCAAAUUUAUAGGCUUUUAACAUCCCUUUGUAUGCAUGCUGGUGUUCUGCACUUAGCAAUUACACUAGUUUUUCAGCAGUUAUUUCUUGCUGACUUGGAAAGACUUCUGGGAACUGUUCGCACGGCAAUUGUUUAUGUUGUAUCGGGGCUUGCCGGAAAUCUUGCUAGUGCUGUAAUCUUACCUCAUCGUUCUGAAGUUGGGCCUUCUGCUUCUCUUUGCGGUGUUGUAUCUUCGCUCAUAGCUCUUCUAAUUUUAAUGCAUUGGAACCAUUUGCAUAAACCACAUAUUGCACUGUUCAAAUUAUUAAUGUUAUGCGCCGUAUUAUUUGCGAUGGGAACUUUGCCAUAUCAAUUAAAUUUUGUUGCUCUAUUUGCGGGAGUUACAUGUGGAGCAUUCAUAACUAUUUCCCUGGUACCAUUUACUAGUUUUACGAAGUACGGACGAAAAAAAAAGAUUAAUCUUAUAUGGAGUUGCCUUCUAUUCCAUAUCUUCAUAUGUGGUGCAUUAAUAACAACAUUUUACAUCUAUCCAAGUGAAUUUAACACCCUAAAUUUAACGGAAAUAUUUAAUAGCAAAUAUAGCAGGUCGACAAAUAGUAAUGUUGUUCAUUAUGAUGUCGAAGUUAUCAACAAUACUACUCGAAAAUACUCGCAGACUCAAAAGCCCCAAUUCUAUUACCAUCAUCACUCCGACGACAUCAUAAGAAAUACUGCAGCGUUUACAGAGGGUACAAGUAUAUCGCACAUGCAUUCCGAAGUUUCGAGGCAAAUCCAUUGGUCACAAACUGGCUUUAGUCGACUGCUGGAUCACAGUGAAAACAAAUCAAAACUCAAGAACACUUUAAAUUCUCGUGGGUUAAUUCGUCAUUUGAAUGAACCGAACGACUCAAACUUAAUGACUAAAUCAGUAGUAUUAAAAUCUGAAAGUAAUAACAAAAAUCUUAUUAAUGUGAAUAUCACAACUGUAUAAACUUUAAUUAUAUUAUAAAAAAAAGGAAAUACCCCAUUUACGAAUCGAUGGAAGCUAAGUGCGAGAAGUCACCUAAUUUCAAAAUAACCCAUACAUAUUUUGUUGAGAUGUGAGUGAAGCCUGAUUUUGCUUAUGCUUCUGGGUUUUCAGUAGUUUACUUAAAUAUAUUAAAUAUAAAUAUAUAUUAUACAUAUACAAAUAACUCUACUAGUAACACUUUUAUGCAAGUAAAAAUAAAUGGAAGGAUAUUUGAAUCAGCGCACUAACCAUAAAGAAGUAUGUUUCAUCUCUUUCUUUUUUAUAACCGCUAGCAUAAGGAUAUAUGUAAAACGUAGCCUAAGGUCACUUUUCUAUAUUCAAAUAAUGGGAAUCUUAUAAAACCCACUGUGACGGCACUGACUUGCCUACGUAUUUGUACAUAAAAUGAUGUAAGUAAGUCGUCCAACCGUCUUGGGUAUACCAUGCACCGAAUAAAACAAAUAUUUUAAAAUUAUAA
Molecule: messenger RNA, 4924 nt
Organism: Drosophila willistoni
Lineage: Eukaryota; Metazoa; Arthropoda; Insecta; Diptera; Drosophilidae
Gene: rho-5
Product: inactive rhomboid protein 1
Exons: 7
Coding region: 115-4428 (1437 amino acids)
Biological process (GO): regulation of epidermal growth factor receptor signaling pathway; regulation of protein secretion
Cellular component (GO): endoplasmic reticulum membrane
Molecular function (GO): serine-type endopeptidase activity
Source: RefSeq, a predicted model, not a curated record